CUCCCUUUUUCUCUCAAUUUCAUACACUUUUCAAGCCAUUAAUUUCUCUCUCUCUCUCUCCCCCUCUCUGAUUUGGGUUUCUUAAUUUCAAAAAAUUUCAAGUGUUGAAGUUUCUUAAUUAGUUGAUUAAUGCAAAAUGGGAGCAGUUACUGUGAUCAAGAACCCACAUUCUCCAUCUUCAAAAUCUUGUCAUAAUAUGAUGGAAAAGGGAUUGGAAUCAAGUUACGUACCAACUAAAGAAAUAAACAAGAGCAAGAUCAACAACAUGAAAAAUGAAAGAGUUAGUAAGUCUAAGGCUAAUACUACUACUAUUAGCAAUGCAGCAUCAAAGAAGCAUUGCCUAUGUGCACCCACCACCCACCCUGGCUCAUUCAAGUGUCGUCUUCACCGCGCCGCCACCACUACUACAUCUCACAAAAGAAUCGUUUCAUCAUCAGCUCGUCAUGUAAAUGGCGUCAUAUAUAGUAAAAACUUGAUUUUCACAAAGUUAGUAGCGCCAUCACAAAGUGGCGGAGUCAGAAAUUUUAACGAGGCGAAUGUACAUGGCCAGCACGGACUAUCAAGAUUCGGGAGGGCUGCUCUUGCUGCUGCUGAUGCUGCUACAACUUCUAGUGUACAAGUUCAAACAAUCUCAGCAGCAUUGAGACAAAUGAGUCUGAAUUAGAGAGCCAAAAGAAAAAAAGAAUGAACUCAAAAUCAAGAUUCUGUUUUUUAGAAAGAAAAAUACUUGAUUACUAUAGCUUAGUAUUUUUGUGUAAAUGGAGUAAUUUUCCUUUUUGCUGAGGGUGAUUUGUAAAUAGAAACAUAUGAACAGGAUUACCUGCAGCCAUAUGCAAGUUUUUUGUAUUGUGUGGCUUAUUAUAGAAAUUUAUA
Nicotiana attenuata is the source of this 873-nucleotide messenger RNA. RefSeq lists its product as uncharacterized. Lineage: Eukaryota; Viridiplantae; Streptophyta; Magnoliopsida; Solanales; Solanaceae. The record is from RefSeq and is a predicted model, not a curated record. The transcript has 3 exons. Bases 137 to 664 code for a protein of 175 amino acids.